GCUGACACCCACUGGCAUCCACACCCACACACACAGACACACGCACACCACGGCUCUUGUGCAAGUAUAUCAUCUCCCCACACCACCCUCCGUUGCCCCUUCUCUCUUCCCUUUUCUUCCCUCUCACGAGCAACUCGUCCUACGUUCUCUUCUUUCUCGGUUGCGGCAGCUUUGCAGGCGAUUUCAAAUCUCUUUGCCAAACGAUUUAGACAGACAGUCUAUUAUAUCCCCGAAUCCCUGCUCUGCUCCGUCAUCCGAUAUCUUUUUCCUUUUUUGAUAUAUAUUCUUGUUCGACCUCCAAUCCCCCCCACCGUCUUCCCGCCUGCCACAACGCCCGAGCCAGCGUCUCUACGCCUGCGACUGCGCUCACCCAAGCCAAGUUUACCCCGCCAUAUAUCCCUGCGCCCGCGCGCCUUCAGCUUCACAACUCCGACUUACAACAUGCCCGUGCAACUACUUCCGGCCUCGGCUGCCGCCUUCGCUCCUCGAGCCUCGUCCGUCAAUGUCGUCCUGGGUUCCAAGGUUGAGCCUUGGCUCACACAAACUCUCAAGCGCAUCAACCGAGUAAAGCGUCCUCUCAACAGUGUCCCUCAGCACCAGCGAUGCCUCACUGAGACUCUAUCAUCACCCAAUGCCAUCUGGACCCUCACCUCGAUCAUGCUCCCUAAGACUCCCGAGGCCGACUUUAAGCGUGAUGCCAGCAACCCCCUCGUCGAGGCCAUCAUGAACUACGAGCUCGUCCACUUGGAGGCUUACAUCGUGCACGUCGACAUGGUUCUGCGCAACGAGGUCGCUUACAAGCUCACCAAGGACACCAUCGACACCCUCGUUGAGUACCACAAGGAGGUCUACUGCGUCGACGCCAAGGCCAACACCUACGACUGGUCAGACAAGGAGCAGCAGUGCAAGAAGCUUCACGAAGACUUUGUCCAGGCCAUCAACAAGUUUGUCUUCCGCACCCACGUCUCGGCUCUUGAGGGCCUUGAGGAAGAGGGUGCUGGCGAACUUCUCUGUGGCAAGAGCGAGGAAGUCAAGAACAACAUCUUUGCCCUCAUGAAGCCUCUGCUGCCUCCUCCUCCCCGCGUCGUUGAUGUUGUCCGACAACCCACACUGCUGCCCAGCUCUCCCGCUACCAACAUGUGGUCGCAGGCCGGCAUGCCCGGCAGCCUCCCCGCUGUUGAGUCGUGGAGAGUCCUUCCUUCAAGCCCCAGUGUAACAUCGUCGGCCGACUCCAACACCAGCCCCAUCUGGGCGCCCAUGACCAUGAGCGACCUGUCGCCUACUCCCGCCUUCACCCAGCCUCAGUCCACCGCCGGCUUCUUCUGGAGCUCACCUCAAGUGACAGCACCCAUCCCCGCCCUCCCCCUCCCCAGCAUGCUUGCUCCUGCACAAUGCGGUGUCAGCGUCAGCAUGGGAGGAAUGGGCGGUAUGGGCAACAUGAGCGGCAUGGGUGGCAUGGGCGGCUUCAGCUGGGAUCGAUACCAGGAGUACGCUACCAUCAUGUGA
Molecule: messenger RNA, 1506 nt
Organism: Fusarium keratoplasticum
Lineage: Eukaryota; Fungi; Ascomycota; Sordariomycetes; Hypocreales; Nectriaceae
Exons: 1
Coding region: 442-1506 (354 amino acids)
Source: RefSeq, a predicted model, not a curated record